CGGUCUUUGCUCCUUUUCUUCCAACUUUCGAUUACAGGGUUGGUUUCACCUGUUAGAAUCUGAAACACAUGAAACCUAACGUAAAACCACCCCUUUUGGAGAUCAAUUGCAAUCAACAUCCCAGAGAAACAUGGAUAAAAAGUGUACAAUUAGGUCUGAAUCAAGUAGCCUCUUUAUCAGACCAGUCAAGGGCAAGCUCUUCCUUACCCGCAGUCGAGACCUUUUCAGCAGCCGGGCACAUCUCCUGAUGCACCAGUGCAGACUGAUCCGAUGGCUCAACUGCGGGAUCUGGUGGGUUCUCUAGCUAGUUCAAGUGCGACAAAAUUUAACAACAUCGAGCAAUUCAUGGAUAAAGCCUUAACUAAGUUCAUGGAGCUUGAAGUUGGCCAGAGGAACACACAGGCUGUUAUGAGGGAUAUCCAAACCCAGCUUGAAGGUGUGGCUCAAGCUGUUAUGCAGAGGGAACCAGGCACUUUACCGGGUCAUACCAUUCCUUAUCCAAAGGACCCGAAAGCCCACUCCCAUGCUGUCACUACAAGGAGCGACAAAGUGACUGCAGACCCACCUGUCUAGGCCAUACAGGAGGGAGAGAGACAUGCUUCAACACUUCCAGCAGAAGAGGAAGAAAAGGAAAAGGAAAAGGAAAAGGAAAAGGAAAAGGAAAAGGAAAAGGGAAUUGAGGUGCAUGUUCCCGAGACACAAACAGUGGUGAAGGAGUAUGUUCCUCAGCAUCCUUUCCUUACUCGAUUACACAAAGACCGAAUGGAGACUGAAGCAGGUGAAGAUCAAUAUGCCUUUUGUUGAGGGCAAUGCAGUCAAAAUCGGGAUUUUGAUCGUAAAAUCGGGAUUUUGAUCAUAAAAUUGUAGGAAUUUAGGAUUUUACUUAGAGAUUCCGAUCCUUAAAAUCGGGAUUAAAAUCGUAAAAUUGUA
Linum trigynum is the source of this 930-nucleotide messenger RNA. Lineage: Eukaryota; Viridiplantae; Streptophyta; Magnoliopsida; Malpighiales; Linaceae. The record is from the annotation of a GenBank genome assembly.